GCAAGGAUAACAGAAAAAAUACUACAAUGGCUCGUACCAAGCAGACCGCUCGUAAGUCCACCGGAGGAAAGGCUCCUCGUAAGCAGCUGGCUACGAAAGCCGCUCGCAAGAGUGCGCCAGCCACCGGAGGCGUUAAGAAGCCACAUCGCUACCGGCCAGGAACCGUCGCUCUGCGUGAAAUCCGUCGUUACCAAAAAUCCACGGAAUUGUUGAUCCGAAAAUUACCAUUCCAGCGUUUGGUUCGUGAAAUUGCUCAGGACUUCAAAACCGAUCUGCGUUUCCAGAGCUCGGCCGUGAUGGCCCUGCAGGAAGCCAGCGAGGCUUAUUUGGUUGGUCUGUUCGAAGAUACCAAUCUGUGUGCCAUCCACGCCAAGCGAGUGACCAUCAUGCCGAAGGAUAUUCAGUUGGCACGCCGCAUCCGCGGAGAACGCGCUUAAAUUCAACAUUCAACUGACAUCAAACAU
Malaya genurostris is the source of this 464-nucleotide messenger RNA. Its product is annotated as histone H3. NCBI's taxonomy places the organism in Eukaryota, Metazoa, Arthropoda, Insecta, Diptera, Culicidae. Gene Ontology annotation, molecular function: protein heterodimerization activity; DNA binding; structural constituent of chromatin. Bases 27 to 437 code for a protein of 136 amino acids. The record is from RefSeq and is a predicted model, not a curated record. The transcript has a single exon. Gene Ontology annotation, cellular component: nucleosome.